Messenger RNA from Thunnus maccoyii (southern bluefin tuna), 2425 nucleotides. RefSeq names its product kidney mitochondrial carrier protein 1-like. Gene Ontology annotation, cellular component: mitochondrial membrane. Gene Ontology annotation, biological process: mitochondrial transport. NCBI's taxonomy places the organism in Eukaryota, Metazoa, Chordata, Actinopteri, Scombriformes, Scombridae. The coding region runs from base 197 to 1057 and encodes 286 amino acids. The transcript is spliced from 9 exons. The record is from RefSeq and is a predicted model, not a curated record.
GCGGGCGGAGCCUUCCUUCAAGGCCGGCGGCAGGGGGAGGGACGCCGGGCUGGACUCCUCAAACGCCGACUGUGAUUGAAACGCAGCUCCACCUUUUAAAGUAUUAGCUGCAGACUUCAUAUUGUCGCCCGCCCUCCCCCUGUGCCGGUUCGCCCGGGAGGUUUUUCAUUGUGACUCAGUUACAAGGCAGGAAAAAAUGUCCAACGUCAACUGGAAGCCGUUUGUUUUCGGCGGUCUGGCGUCUGUGACGGCGGAAUGCGGGACUUUCCCAAUCGAUUUAGCCAAAACGCGCCUUCAAGUUCAAGGCCAAGUGGGCGACAGCAAAUACCGAGAGAUCCGCUACAGAGGCAUGCUCCACACUUUAGCCAGGGUGGGAAGAGAGGAGGGGCUCCGGGCUCUCUAUUCAGGAAUAGCUCCCGCCAUGCUGCGCCAGGCAUCCUAUGGGACCAUAAAAAUUGGCACAUACCAGAGCUUUAAGCGACUGCUGGUUGACAGACCAGAGGAUGAGACACUGCUGACUAAUGUGGCAUGCGGUGUCCUCGCUGGAGUCAUCUCCUCCUCCAUUGCCAACCCUACUGAUGUGCUGAAGAUCCGCAUGCAGGCUCAGGGAAAUGUGAUCCAGGGCAGUAUGAUGGGCAACUUCAUCAACAUCUACCAGGAGGAGGGAACACGAGGACUGUGGAAGGGUGUCUCUCUAACAGCUCAGCGGGCAGCGAUCGUGGUCGGGGUCGAGCUACCAGUUUAUGACAUUACCAAGAAGCAUCUGAUCAUGUCGGGUCACAUGGGGGACACUGUGUACACACACUUCUUGUCUAGCUUUGUAUGUGGACUGGCGGGGGCUUUGGCCUCCAACCCAGUGGACGUAGUCCGGACGCGCAUGAUGAACCAGAGAGGAGGAGCUUUGUACCAGGGAACACUGGACUGUCUACUGCAGACAUGGCGCUCCGAGGGCUUCAUGGCACUCUACAAGGGUUUCUUUCCCAACUGGCUGCGCCUGGGACCAUGGAACAUCAUUUUCUUCCUCACAUAUGAGCAGCUGAAGAAGAUCAACGUGUGAUCGGCAGGAUGAGAGCGAAGAAGAGACGAGUAUGUGCACAUGCUCUGAGACGAGCAGAGAGGACCAAAAAUCGGGGAAUGGCUUGAUUGGGAUGGAACCUUAAUGGAGCCAGUGAAUGGUCAAUGGGAGUUUGAUGUUGACCCAUGUUCAGGGCGGCAUGAGAAUUUGCCUGAUUCCUGUUGGGGCUACACAUCUCCUAAAGCCUGUGGCAAGUGUGGAAGCAACUUAAACACUCAAACAAACAUUCAUAUCUGUUUUAGCUCAUCCAACUGCUACAUUAAGCUUAAGCAUUCACUUAAAUUUCAUAUUGACUCCAUGGAUUCAUGUCACCUGAUUUAUUAAUUUAAUGACUGGUAAUCUAGGAUGUGGAACACUCUGACUCCAUUAAUUGUUCAUAAAUUAUCUUUUCCCAAUCAGAAGCUGCUUUGAAAUGGCUUUAAAGUCAUGAGUUAAAAAAAACACAUGAGGGUUUUCAGUCUUCUACACUUGAAGUGGCCUCCAAACUGAGUGCCUUAGUUUGUGGUACAGGCUGUCGAUGCCUGAGUCAGAUAGCAGCUGACAAUCGCAGUGAUCAUUCCCUUUUGAAAAAGAUGAAAAAUGUUUGUGUGCAUGAGUCAACAGACAUGGAUGAAGAUCUGGUGGGGUUUUUUUUUUUAUAUAUAUAUAUUUCUAAAUUGAGCGAUGGGUGUGUGUAAAGGUGAAAUUAUUAUUUAUUCUAAGAGUCUUCAUUUGCUGAGUUAGAGCCAAGAAUACAUUACGGUGUACUGUGAUAAAUAACAGUUGUAUAAACAGCCAAUGGGUGCUGCGACAAGAUAUACACACACACACACACACACACACACACACAUCACAUGCUCAUAUGUGGCGAGACUAGUUGUUCCUCAUGCCAGCAAGUGCAGACGGUUAACAUAUCCUCAGGAAGUUGGGGUUGAUGCUGUGCUCCCUGGGUUCAUGGGUUCCUGUGUUAAUGAACACGUCACUGUAAAAACUGAAACUUGCAUUAUGAAACAUUAUGUAAGCCCACAUAUUAUGUUCAUCUCAACCCCCUUACCCUUUUUAAGUUUAGACCACCAGGACAGAUUAGGGUGUCUGAGGUGUGUCAUUUGAUGAUGUUUAUUGCCUGAAGGCACUAAAACCACUGCACAUGAUCCACAGUUAACUCCAGGUAUAUUUUCAUGUACUGUAUUUGCACGCAGUAUGCUUUCUGUGAGCUAUGCUUUCAUUGUUAACAAUGAAUAUAUCGCUGGCUGUUAUGUGUGAGCUGCUUUUGCUGCCAAAGUGUAAGCCGAUGUCAUUUUGUCAUACUUUUUGAUGUUGAUGUAAAUGCUGCUCUAGUUCUGUAUAAUUGAAAUAAAAGAGAGAAACCUA